AUGGCUGAAAAAGGUGUUAAUGAUUUUAAUUUUACAGCUAGAGGUGAUCAUCUGCCUCAGCAGACUCAAGAGAAUCCCCCUGGGAAUUUUCAAGAGCUGCCGUUAGAUGGUGGUCAAGAUCGGAAAUCAUCGUCGACCGAUGGUGUUUCCAACAACGUCGAAUUCAAUACACAAACAAAUGCGCACGAGUCGUGGGCUGACUUUCCAGAAUCAGACCAGAUGGAUACUGAUUCAUCUGAAUACCCAUCAGAAGAAGAAAACGAAGAAGGAAAGAUCUCCAAAGGUCCAUAUCAUGCUUUUAAAAACUUCAGUACUGAAGAAUACUUUACACCGGAAACCGCAACAAACAAAGUUGUGGACAAUACUACCCCAUCUCAAACUACACAAUCAAUUAAUCAAAACUCUACAACAUAUGCCUCAGUGGCAGCCAACUACAAAUCUAACUUGGUAAAAAGUCAAGAAAAAAAAGAAGAAGAGAGAAUGGGACACUUUAAUGUUCCAAAGGAAGCCUUUGAAGAUUUAAAAAGACAUAAUGAUACAGUGUUCCCUAGAGGACUCGUUACAGCUGAUAUUGCCCACCUCAUUAACAAAUAUGGCGGGGUGGUUGUUUACCACACAAUUGCAAGAACAAUUGAGAACAGUAUUAAAGAAACUAAAGGUUUCUUAAAUAACUAUUCAGAGGAUGCAAUGAAGACGGCAUUUAAAUACUUUAACUUGAAGCUCUCUGUUUCUGACAAAAAAACGAAAGACACCUGUGAAGAAAUAUUGGGAAUGAGGGAGGAAGUUAUGUUCCUCCAAAGAACAAUGGAUUUCCAUUUUGUUCAAAAAGUCAUGUGUUUUGCUCCCUUCUCGGAUGAGCAUAUGGAAAAGGAUCUCACUGAACCAAUAAAAACAAUUACGAACAUAAUUGAAUCUUUAGAUUUUGAUUUUAAUGGGAUUGUGGAAAAAAUCAAAAUCGACAGUACAAAACGGAACAGACAGUUGGUGGCUUUCCGUACACCCAUGUCAAUAAAGACACAAGCAAAACAAAAAUUUCAAAAAUUAUUUUUGAAUAAAGAAGAUGUGAUUGUGCAACAGUACACACCAGAAGUUCUGGUGUUGCAAAUGACUGGGGAGGACCCUCAAAAAGUGGACCCGAACGUGGUAUGUUACUUUAUUGUAGACAUAUAUUCUGGACAGGUUCCAAAAAGAAGAAUCAAAAAAGUCAACGAUAAGGGUGAAGAAAUCAUGGAUUCUUGUACUUCAAGAGUUUUAUCGAACUGUAAAUAUUGUGAAUAUUGCAGAUCGAUAAAUCAUACCAAAUACAACUGUCCCCUCAUCAAGCCUUGCGCCAAUUGCGGUAUAAAGGGACAUAAAACCACUAGCUUUGAAAAAACUACGCCGGCUCCAAAGAGGGUUUUAAAAAAGCCGGAGACUAAACAAUACUUCCCAGCUCUACCAACCAAGGUGGGUAAAGGAAAGCCAACUGAAGAGCUUCAAAGAAGAAGUAGUUCUGAAUCAAACAAAGAAAAAGAUUCUUCUUCUACAAAAGAAGAUAACAUAGAACAUGAGGUUAUUACACCGGAAAGACCUCAGAAAACUACCCAGCCGGUUUCAACACUGGUUCCAAUUACUGACCCCAAGGGAGAUUCAGUAAAAACUAGUUACAAUACAGAAACGAAAAAAAAAAACAAGACAGCUGGUAUCAUAGAAAUGGAUACCAAUAAGGACACCAUUUCUUCCAAUGAUGAAGCGUCUCCGAGGAAGAAAAAUAAUUCCACAGGUCAGCCGCGCAGUCCUACCAAGGACCCAGGGUUACACCUGUCACCGAACCUCCAGUAG
Messenger RNA from Candida dubliniensis CD36, 1821 nucleotides. Its product is annotated as non-LTR retrotransposon Zorro 3 ORF1-related protein. Bases 1 to 1821 code for a protein of 606 amino acids. Lineage: Eukaryota; Fungi; Ascomycota; Pichiomycetes; Serinales; Debaryomycetaceae. The transcript has a single exon. The record is from RefSeq and is a predicted model, not a curated record.